UCUCACUUGCUCCGAUGGCUUCCACCAGCAGUCUAGCCGCACGCGUUCUCCUGGUGCUGGCGGCCGUGGCCGCCUUGGCCACUGCCAAAAGAGGCUGUUCUGCCUUUGGUCACUCAUGCUUCGGCGGGCACGGAAAGCGCUCAGACGGCGGCGGCGGAGAGCAGAUGCCGCCAGAGCUGCCCGCUCUCGAGACGUUCGUCUAUCCGGCUGGACCUGACUCCUUCCAACCUUUACUUCCACCUCGCGGCGAGCCCACCCUCCGAAGGGCGCAGCCUCUGAUCGCCAUCGACAGGUUGCCCCCUGCUCUCAGACAAUGGUUUGAAUCAGUGGCAGCCCGGUCAGCCGACGGCCUUCCGGUGCUGGAGCGUCGCAAGAAAUAAUCAACCCUCGCUAGAAACCAUACCGACUCUAUUUGAGUGACCCCAACACCUCAUCUCAUGAUUUCCAUCCGGGCCACGCGUCUGCCGUUCGUUCUCAUCAACCCCUAUAGUGAAAAAUCAAAACAUCGCUUCCAUGAAGGCUGGGACUUUGGAUUGAGUUUACCUUCACUCUCUAUGCGAAAUUCCUUUCAUCGUUUCGUAGUUCGACACAUACACACACAAAAUUUGAAAUUCAAAGUAUUGCUUGGAUAUAUAUAAACGUCACGGGGUAAGGCUCUAAAAGGGGUCGCACUUUAUUCUCCCUUCCACGCGUGCCGCCUGUGACAUCAGCAACGGAGACUCGGCCAAUGAGCCAAAGGUGUCAAAUCCUUUAUUAUUGGUCGGCUGGGCGUCGGAAAUUGCAUGAAUUUAGUAGCAUUCAAAAGCUACGCUCUUCCUCGACCAAACGCAACAAAAACGACAUUCCGUUCUCGUUCAGGAGCCGCGCACACAGCGAGCAAAACGACGUCGGAAUUUGAUCUGUAAUCCCACAUGCCAUGAAUAUCAUUUUCUGCUCUGGGAAAUUAAACGAGCUUUCCAGUGAUUUUUUUUGCUCUUUUUAUCCCUGUCCGAGGACCGGGAAGGGCGCGCACUGCACUGGCACGAAUGCUGAAACCCGGGUGCCAAUAACACCGCGAACGGAUAACAUGGGCGCGCAGGGCCCACUCAAGGGCCACUUGCCUCCGCACCGAGGACUGCAUUGAAACGCUAUCUAGACAUUCGUCCCGUGAAGCCAAAUCACGCAUGCUGGAAAGGUGCAAACCAGCAAGUAGCGAGUCGGCGCCGGUGCGCCUCCCAGCCUGUCGAGCAAUUUGAGCAUUUCGAGUCACUAAACUAACCACUUUUGCAAUGCGAGCCAACGAGCUGGUUUGGGAAAAUUAAACGAGCUUUCCAGUGAUGUGAUUAAAAAAUUUUGAAAAUAGUUUUUUCAAAUAUCGAUAUUUUUUCAACUCCAAGUCUCGGGUUCUAUUAACCAUCAGAAUUGCAAAACCUACGCGAUCACCCCUGACGAGCUGAAGGGGUGCUUGCCCUCCGCCGCUUUUUUACUUUUAUCGCUGGGGUUGACGAAGUAUAGCAACUUAGGGGUGGAGGGUCGGCACCCCUAAACCUUCCAGUUCGUCAGGGGAGGUCGAGUUUAAUCGUUGCAAUAAUAACGAUAUUUGAAAAAUUCCUUUUAUCUAACAUUUUUCUGCGCGGAGAUCGCUAUUAUUUGGAAAGUUUGAGGCCAACAAAAUUUGUUAAGCACACUACUGGAAAGCUGGUUUAAUUUCCAAGAAAAUGAUGAUGAUAAGUGGGGUUACAGAUCAAAAUUCCGACGUUGUUUUGCUCGCUGUGCGCGGCUCCCGAACGAGAUUUCGUUUUUGUUGCGUUUGGUCGAGGAAUAGUGUAGCCACUUCUUUUAGAGCCUUAGAAACACCCCGUGAUAUAAACGUACAUAAAUAAAUAGUGAUUAUGAUGAUAGUGUAAUAUGUUGAAAUAGUCCAGGAUAAUAAUGUUAAAUAGCGCAAAAUAAAAUCGAGGUUGGUCAUUCUUUAUCAUAUUAAACUUCAUUGUGGAUGUGAA
Cloeon dipterum is the source of this 1982-nucleotide messenger RNA. RefSeq names its product CCHamide-2 (gene CCHa2). The coding region runs from base 15 to 380 and encodes 121 amino acids. Gene Ontology annotation, biological process: neuropeptide signaling pathway. Gene Ontology annotation, molecular function: neuropeptide hormone activity. NCBI's taxonomy places the organism in Eukaryota, Metazoa, Arthropoda, Insecta, Ephemeroptera, Baetidae. The transcript is spliced from 3 exons. The record is from RefSeq and is a predicted model, not a curated record.